UAUAAUGAAGAAGCUAUGCAAUCAGUUGACUUCUGAAAGCGGCAAAGCUCCAGGAAAUAAAGCAACUGAGCCAGUUAUUCUUUACUUCUUUCAUUCGGCGACUUUUGAGUUUAAACCUCGCCAACAUGGAGGAACUGUUCAACAAAAUCUUACAGGUUCAUGUGAGACAUAAGGACUUCGAGGAGAGGAAAGCAAAUAUACGUGUCAGUAUUGGGCUGACAACCACUCCAGUCCACAGAAAAGAUCUUCUAGUAAAGUUAACUGAUGAUACAGACCCAUAUUUUCUUUUCACUCUUCCCAUAUCAGAAGAAGAUUUCCAAAGUUUGAAGGUGCAGCAGGGCCUGUUGAUAGACUUUGCAUCAUUUCCCCAGAAAUUUAUUGACCUGCUUAACCUGUGUAGCUUGGAGCAAGACUCAGACAAUCCAAGGUUUCUCCUACAUUUGACAUGGCAGUCUCCAACGAUCGAAUGCUGUGCCACCUUCAGUGUUGUAGAGACAAAUGCUUUCAAGCACCUGAACCACCUGUCUCUGCGGCUUAUCCAAGGCUCAGACAAAGAAGUGAAAGAUUAUUUGGCAGCAUGUCUGGCGACUUUGAAGACGGAAAAGCUGGCUGUAGACAUGAAGCUCAAGGAGACUGAAGAUGAUCUGUCCCGGCAGCUGAGUUAUACUCAACAGACUUUGUCUGAGAAGACUAAAGAGCUGGAGAAACUGCGGUCGGAGUGGACAAAUCACACCAGUUCUCUUUCCAGUCGUCAUUCUGAGGAGUUGCAGUUGGAGAGGGAGAAGAUUUUAGAGUUACAGAGCAAAUUUCAACACGAGACGGAGCAACUGCGCCAGGGGCUGGAGAGUGCUCGUAUAAAGGGCACACAGCAGCUCCAAAGCAGAGUGACUGAGCUGGAGACUUCCUGCAGAGAGCUGACAGAGAGAAGAUACAAGAAUGAAUCCAUCACCCGAGACCUAAAAAUUAAAGUAACUGGGUUGGAGGAGAAACGCCAGAAGAAUCAGGUGGAGGCCUUAAUCUCCUGGAUCAAAGACUACCUGACAAACAGACCACAGUUUGACUGUGUGUCAAACAAGGAAUGCCAGCGUUUAAAGCAGCAGGUCCUAAGUCUCAGGAGGGAAAAUGGCACUCUUGACACAGAGGUCCAUGAAAAGGAGUGUAUAGUUAGCCAGCUGCAGGUCAGAGUAGCUGUUUUGGAGCAGGAGAUUAAAGAUAAGGAGAUGGCGAUGUGCCACACAAAAGAGGUGUUGGAGGCCACUCGGCAGCAGAAGGAAUCUGCGGAAGAAACUGCAGAAAAUAAGGAACUUCAGUUGAGAAGACUUGAAGCAACAGUGAAAUCGCUGUCAGAGGAACUGCUAAAGGCCAAUGGGAUAAUCCAGAAACUGCACGGAGAGGUUCGAGGGCUUACUAGUAAAGUAAAGGUCAAAAAUACUGUGACUGUGUCACAGGAAAAGGUUCUUCGAGAGACACAAGCUGAACUUCAAAGGGUUGACAAGAAUCUACAGAGCGCUCAGAAGCAGGUCCUAAGUAAGGAGGAGGAGGUCAAACAAGUGAAGGAGCAGUUGGAGAUAACAGUACAGAAGCUAAACGAAAGCAAAGAAGUCUUAAAAACAAAUGAAAACGUUAUAAACUGGCUUAACAAGCAGCUAAAUGAAGUUCAGCAGACCAAAAAGACACCAUCUGCUGAACGUUUGGACAGUUCUUUAGGAUUAUCCACACUAACAGGACUUAGGGCACAGUUUUAUCCUCAGCCUGGUAAACCUGCUUUGUCCCCUGCUAUGGCAACUGACGUUUCUCCUGCUGACCACAGAGUCGGGCUGUCAGUCGGCAGACAGUUUGGAGACUCUGCUGGUCUGGAUGCCAAGUACUUCAGUAGCAGAGGUGAUGGCAUCCCAGUCUACUCUUUGUCAUCUAAUAUUAUGCAAAGAGAGUUCCCUCUGAAAACAAAGCCGUCUGUGACUUCUGCGUACUUCUCUUCAUGAAAUUUUGACUGCUUGUUCCAUCGUCCCACCAAAAACCGUUUCCUAUCACUAGGAGUUGGUCAGCUCUUCCUCUUCUGUUAUCACUACAUGACUUGUACAGAGAUGUUUCUACCAUAUAUGAAACACGCCUCUUUGUAGUACCUUUAUAUUUUAAUUUUCUAAAGCUUUUUCAUCCCAUUUAAGCUUUUUUUUUUUCAUAUUGUUGUUCAUCUUGGUUUUGUUAAAUUGUUAAGACUCUUUCACUUCACAUUAAAAAAAAUUCAAAACUAGAACCUUUCUACUUUUUUAAUUCUAAUUUUCAUUUUUGCUGUCACUGGAAGUCAAUUCAGGUUAUUAGCUUAACUUUCUGUUUUCCUUUCUAGAUAAUAUUAAAUGUUAUGCAGAAUUUUGAAUAAAACUCUUUUAGCUUGAA
Molecule: messenger RNA, 2394 nt
Organism: Girardinichthys multiradiatus
Lineage: Eukaryota; Metazoa; Chordata; Actinopteri; Cyprinodontiformes; Goodeidae
Gene: sass6
Product: SAS-6 centriolar assembly protein
Exons: 17
Coding region: 126-1982 (618 amino acids)
Biological process (GO): centriole replication
Cellular component (GO): centrosome; centriole
Source: RefSeq, a predicted model, not a curated record